Molecule: messenger RNA, 654 nt
Organism: Oldenlandia corymbosa var. corymbosa
Lineage: Eukaryota; Viridiplantae; Streptophyta; Magnoliopsida; Gentianales; Rubiaceae
Source: the annotation of a GenBank genome assembly
AUGGACAUCUUUCGGCGGAUUACGGCACUGGAGCGUGAUGAGCAUUACUGUAUUCCUCCACAGAAUGCUCCCGGAGAGUACGCUGCGCUGGUAAGAGAGAACUUGGACCAGGCGGCCACUGUAGAAGAACUACGUCGAGUUUUGGACUCAGAGUACUGGCAAGUCCUGGUUGUAGAAAAGGCAAGUCUCCAAGAGAAGUUAUUCUCUCUCAUGAUUACAGAACGAAAUCUGGAGAAAAUAAUGGAACUCUCGCCUUACCAGCAUAUCCGGGAAGAGGCUCACGGGUUUUUAACAGAGAACCUGGAAGCCUGGGAGUACGAAGGCCCCGCAUUGGAACACUACAAUAAGAUUGAUGAAGUAGUGCAAACAGUAGCGCGAGAGGAAAGAGCGUCCGAACUGUAUAAGCAGUUUUUUGAGCAUUUUAGUGAUGCUAAAUUCCGACGCUCUUUCGGAUUGCCACUCCCGGAUAGGGAUAGGAAGGCUAAUCCUUUGCUGGCUGGGAGCUGUAUGAGCGGUAACUUCCACGUACGGCUCCGUGAGAAGGGCGAUGGGCAGAAAUGGCCUUGUUGUACCUCACUCUCGUCUUCAAUGGGGUCUGCUCUAGUGUGUAAGCACAGCAAUGAACCGCAGCGAACCCUCAGACGACCAAUCUAA